GUUACUAUUGUACACCUUUUGUAUGAGAACAGUAAGUUAGGAUAAACAAUUUUAAUUCCAUUUUAAUCCUUUUUUUGUCAGCCUGUAUUUAAGAUUUUUUUAUCUCGCUCUCACUUACGUGAAUAGUUUCGAAGUUGGGGUACGGUACAGUCGUGUGUUAACUUCUUAACGUAUGUCAAAAUCUGACAAAAACUGUCAAGUGAUGACUGUCACUUCAGUUUGAAGGUUAUGUUGUUAAAAAAUAUAACUGAAUGGAACAAUAACACUACUUGCUCCUGCUCCUGGUUAGUGUUAGCAUCUGUUAGGUACUACGUUUUUAUUUCAAAUACAUUAUUACUUCACAUAAGAUAAUUCCCGUUGUUGGAGUUUGGCAGUCACGGCUACUUGUAGGAAUUGGCGUAUGCAAUACGCAUACAAUCGUAGCGGUUGCGAUGGACGUGAUGCUAGCGUGUCGCUGCUGCCUGCUGUGUCCCCCGGACAAAGACCUGACAACGCCGCACACACAUCUCGACAAAACGGAGAUAUAUGCCGACAUGAUCAAGGAGUGUUUUGAUAUUCAAUUGCAGCUGGCAGUGGGCGGCUCGGGCUCGAGCGGCAUCUGCUGUACGUGCGUGGGCCGCCUGCGAGACGCGAGCGACUUCAAGCUGCAAGUGCAGCGCAGCCAGGCGGAGCUGCAGGCGCGCUCGCAGGGAGCGAGCCUCGUCAAAGAGGAAGAAUCUGCAGUAGAGUGUGAAAACCCAGAAAUGCAGGACACACAUGAGACUUGUGGGUCCGAGCCAGGUGAAGAGACCGCGGUCAAGCCGGAGAUGCUGGAUGAAGACACACCUGAGGAGAUAUUGUAUGAAGAGUUCACAGUCAAGUCGGAGGCGUCGGCCGAAGACGAUGAGAUUUCGCUGUGUUCGGACGGCAGCGCCCGCGCCAGGGAGCAGCUCGCGAUGGCUUGCUCCGUGGUGCUCGAGCGCCUCCGCGGCGACGCGACUGCUCACAGCGGGGCCAAACCAAUCGCCUGCGAACACUGUGGCGAACGUUUUAGAAACGAAACUAUCUUAAAUAGACAUAUUCAAGACACACACUUGCCGUCAGCGCCAAAACAAUUUUCUUGUGAUUUUUGUAGUUCUACAUUCCAAACUGAAUCACUUAUAUUAGAGCACGAAAAAAUCGAACAUGGUGUCACAAAUUUCAUGUGCGCUCAUUGUGAUUAUUCAACAAUGUCCAAGAAAUGUUUAGCAGUUCAUUUAAAAAAUCAGUGCAGUUUCAAAAACCUGAUUAAAAGUGAUUUACACAAACAGCAAGCGAUACUCUCCGUAGAUAAAAAGACACACAAAACAACACACAUGAAAUUAAAUACCAGAGUAGAGCCUUAUAAGUGUAGUUAUUGCGAUUACAAGUGUGGUAAUAGGUCACACCUAAGAACACAUAUAAUAACACAUACCGGCGAAAAGCCUUUUCAAUGUCGCGACUGUGCUUACAAGUGCGCUCGAAGAUCACAGUUACAAAGGCACAUGAGAACACACACCGGAGAAAAGCCUUACGCAUGUGGUCACUGUGAGUACCGGUGCAGUCGAAAGUCAACCCUAAGAACACAUGUAAUGAGACAUACUGGCGAUAAGCCUUUUCACUGUAGUCACUGUGCUCAUAAAUGCAGAUCGAAAUCAGACUUACAAAGUCACCAAAGAAUACACACCGGGGAAAAGCCUUACGCAUGUAGUCACUGUGAGUACCGGUACAGUUAUAGGUCAAGCCUAAAAGCACACGUAAUGACGCAUACUGGCGAGAAACCUUUUCUAUGUAGUUACUGUGUCUAUAAAUGUAGUACGAAAUCAGACUUACAAAAACACCAAAGAAUACACACCGGAGAAAAGCAUUACGCAUGUAGCCACUGUGAUUACAAAUUCAGUAACAAAUCAAAUCUACGACGUCACCAGAAGACUCAUAUUGGGAUGAACCCCGACAACGCAGCAAUGACCUAAAUCAGGAACAGAUCUGGCAUUAACAUUUCACGCUCCUUCAAUAAGGAAGGGGCUCCUGUCACGCAGCUCACGCGCGCUCCCGUGUUCUUACUGUACACGAGUCAGUUGUAGUUAUUUAUAUGACUGGCGCAUAAUGAGGUGCAUCAAACUACGCGUGUUGUUUUAUGACAAGCCAAAGCGAGUUUCAUAACAAAAUAACAUGAAUGUUCUAAUGACUCAUGUACAGUUACAUGUAACAAUAUUUUAUUUUAUUAUUUGCAAAGCAGGCAGGCAGUUGUAGUUAAACUGAUGAAGCCUGUAUGCAGGUGUCAGCAGAGGUUUCAGGCGUUAUGUGGAAUUAGCACUUGUCUAACUUAUUCUUGAAUUCGUUCACACUUUGGGCCGAUAUUACAUCCUCCGGGAGCUGGUUCCGAGCCUUUACCACUCUAUUGCUCCUCCUCCUCUCCUUAUUAUUUUACUACUCUAUUAUUUCUUUGUAUUUAAUCGCCAAGAUUAAACCAAUUAUACACAUAAAUUAUUUUAAAAAUGUUAAUGAUGUGUUGAUAUUUCGUGAAAAAAAAAAACAAGUUCACUCGAACGCAUGGAUGUAGCUGGCCCUUUCUUAAAAACACACAGUGGCUUCGUACAACUUGACAUUUUUUUAUUUAAUAAAAAUAUAAUAUAUUCUCUAUUUUCUUUGCUUUGUUUGGAAAUGUAGAGUUUUUAGUUCUUUUGCUUAAACUCGAUGGAACGGUGUAAAAAGUAAAAAAAAAAACCAAGAAAGAUGAGUGACAGUGGUGAAAAUACCUACAGUUUAUUUAUGUUAAUUUGAGUAUCAAAUAAGUCUGACAGUAGAAGUAAGGUUACAUACAAUCUUUGCUUUUAAUUUUUGAUAAAUGUAUAUUUUUAACUUUAGAUUUACUUAAGUAUUUAAGUAACUCAUACAAAGACUGUUGUAAUCAUUUUCUUUGACUCAUUUGAGUCAUGUUCAUGACUUUUUUCUU
Molecule: messenger RNA, 2953 nt
Organism: Leguminivora glycinivorella
Lineage: Eukaryota; Metazoa; Arthropoda; Insecta; Lepidoptera; Tortricidae
Product: gastrula zinc finger protein xLCGF3.1-like
Exons: 6
Coding region: 432-1970 (512 amino acids)
Biological process (GO): regulation of gene expression
Cellular component (GO): nucleus
Molecular function (GO): zinc ion binding
Source: RefSeq, a predicted model, not a curated record